Elephantulus edwardii (Cape elephant shrew) is the source of this 4065-nucleotide messenger RNA. RefSeq names its product NLR family, pyrin domain containing 1 (gene NLRP1). Gene Ontology annotation, cellular component: canonical inflammasome complex. NCBI's taxonomy places the organism in Eukaryota, Metazoa, Chordata, Mammalia, Macroscelidea, Macroscelididae. The coding region runs from base 1 to 4065 and encodes 1354 amino acids. The transcript has 14 exons. The record is from RefSeq and is a predicted model, not a curated record. Gene Ontology annotation, biological process: regulation of apoptotic process; innate immune response; inflammatory response. Gene Ontology annotation, molecular function: protein binding.
AUGGCCUGCAGAGCCCAGACACAGCAGCUGGUCGAGUGCUUGGAGAAACUGAGUAAAGAGGAGCUGAAGGAGUUCCAGCUGCAGCUGUCCAAGGAGGCCCCUUAUGGGGGCGCUCCGGGUGCCUUCCCUGCUCAGCCAGAGAUGAGAGGCGUGGAGGUGGCCUCACACCUGGUGGCUCAAUACGGGGAGCAGCAGGCCUGGGACCUGGCCCUCCGCACCUGGAAGAAGAUGGGCCUGGGUGGGCUAUGUUCCCAGAACACAGAGGCCCACUUGAUGUCAGGAUCUCCAAGUGCCCCCAACCUGGAGUCCCCCAGCUGGCCCACCUCCACCAAGGUGCUGAAGGUCUUGAUGCCCUGUAAAGUACAAAGGAGAACAGCUUUAAGUUUCCAUGCUGACAGGAGUGAACACGAAUUCGCUGCCUCAAUUCUUCCCUUCACGCCCUCCCCGGUCCACAACUCUCCAAGUCAAACAUCACCUAAUGCCCCCACAUCCACGGGAGUGCUGGGAGCCUGGGAGCCCCCACCUCAGCCCAGCACAAAACCCAGAGAGCAGGAGGAUCCUAGGACUGGGCAGCUUCUGGGUGAAUCUUCAAAAGACUGUCUCACAGAAAACAGAGAAUACUACCAAAACCAGAAGGGAGAGAAGACCUGCCCCACAGGAGACCAGAAUUCUCAGUCCUGGAAAAAUGAAGUUUUGUACCAAAAAUUUGUACAGCUGUUGCUUCUAGAGAGACCUCCCAGCAAAGGCCAUGUGCCUCUGAUGACGGAUCAUGGGAUGAUGGUGGAGCAAAAGCGUUUGAUUGAAGUCCAAGAUCUAUUUGGCCCAGACCUGGGCACCCAGGAAAAGCCUCACACGGUCAUACUGCACGGGGCUGGAGGAAUUGGGAAGUCGACAUUGGCCAGACAGGUGAGGGGAGCCUGGGAGCAAGGCCAGCUCUACAGGGACCGCUUCCGUCAUGUCUUCUACUUCAACUGCAAAGAACUGGUUCCGUCCAAUAUGGUCAGCCUUGUUGAGCUCCUGGCUAAAGACUGGCCUCACCCUCUGGCUCCCAUCAGACAGAUCCUGUCUCAGCCAGGGCAGCUGCUUCUCAUCCUAGAUGGUUUGGAUGAGCCAGAAUGGGUCUUUGAGAGGCAGACACCUGAAAUGUGUCUACACUGGAGCCAACAGCAGCCCGUGCACAUGCUGCUGAACAGCUUGUUGGAAAAAACCACACUGCCUGAGGCAUCCUUGCUAAUCACGGCUCGGAGGACAGCUCUGGGGAAACUCCUGCCUUCAUUGGGGCAGGCACGUUGUGUGGAGGUGCUGGGCUUCUCUGAGGCUGGCAGGAAAGACUUCUUCUACAAAUAUUUCCCAGAUGAAAGUCAAGCAGUCAUGGCCUUCAGCUCCAUUGCAUCAAACCAUGCCCUCUUAAUCCUGUGUCUCAGACCCUGGGUGUCCUGGCUUGUGAGUACCUGUCUGAAGCUUCAAAUGGAGCAGGGGGAGCCCCCAGCCCUGACCGCACAGACCACUACGGACCUCUGCCUGCACUACCUGUCCCAGGCUCUCCGAGCUCAGCUCCUGGGGACUCACCUGAGGGCCUUGUGCUGUCUGGCCACUGAGGGCAUCUGGCAAGAAAAGACUCUGUUUAGUGGAAAGGAGCUCAGGAAAUAUGGGUUAGAUGGGGCUGUCAUCUUCACUCUCUUAAGGACAGGUGUUCUUCAGAAACAUCCCACCCUUUUGAGGUACCACUUCAGACACCUGUUUUUCCAGGAGUUCUUGGCAGCAGUUUUCUAUGCACUGGAAGAGGAAGAGGAAGGUGGUAAACUUGACAGCAUUAAAAGUGUGAAAAAGUUACAAGAAGCCUAUGAAAUGUAUGGCAUGUUUGGGGCCCCAGUCACACACUUCCUCUUCGGUCUUCUGAGCGAGCGUGGGACCAGAGAACUGGAGAGCAUCUUCAGCUGCCAGCUGUCUAAGAAGGCAAAGUGGGAACUGCUUCAGUGGGUCGAACUAGAAGUCUGGCACAAGCAUUCCUGGCCCCAGCUAUACUCUUGGGCGGUGCUCCACUGUUUAUAUGAAAUCCAAGACGAGGCAUUUCUGACACGAGCCAUGGCCCACUUCCAAGGAGCAAGGAUGUGGGUUCACACAGACAUAGAGCUCCUGGUGUUCACAUUCUGCCUUAAGUUCUGCUGCAACGUGAAGAGCCUUCAAGUGAAUGUGAACAGUGCGUGUGGACAGGCAUUAAAGUCCCCCAGUGUGGUUCUCUUCCGAUCCGCCCUAGUCACAGAUGCCUGCUGGCAGGAUCUCUUCGCUAUUCUUGGAGUCACUCAGAGCCUGCAGGAACUGGACCUAAGCGGAAACCCCCUUAGCUGCUCAGUGGUUCAGAGCCUUUGUGAGGCCCUGAGACACCCUCACUGUCACCUGGAGAUUCUGAGGCUGGUCAGCUGUGGCCUCACAUCCGACUGCUGCCAGGCCCUGGCCUCUGUGCUCAGCACUACCCCAACCCUGACAGAGCUCGACCUGCAACAGAACGACGUGGGCAGCCAGGGUGUGAGGCUCCUCUGCAAAGGGCUGCACCAUCCCAACUGCCAACUCAAGCGCCUGUGGCUGGACCAGAUCCAUCUGAAUGAAGAGGUCAGCGUGGAGCUGAGGGCCCUGCAGGUGGUGAAGCCUCAGCUACUUGUCUCCAGCAGAUGGGAACAAAGGACGGUGAACCCUACUGAAGGUCAAGAUGGGGGAGAGAUGAGUAUCGAAUCCUCGCUCAAGCGACAGAGAACAGAAUCAGACACAGCCUUGGAAAAGGCUAGAUGGAGGGACCCGUGGAACAUCUGUCAGGAAAACCUAGAGCUAACGACUGCCCUGCCUGUUUCAGGAGAAAGUUCCCCACAAGCAGUUCAAGGGAAAUCUGCCUGCCUAUCUUCGCCUGCCCUUUUGGAGGACCUGCAUAUGGAGCCUUUGGGGAUUGCUGAAAACUUCUGGGGACCCACAGGGCCUGUGGCCACCAGGAUGAUUGACAAAGAGAGGAGCCUGUACCGAGUUCACUUUCCUGCAGCUGGCUCCUACCACUGGCCCAACACAGGUCUCCGCUUUAUAGUGAAAGGGGAAGUGACCAUUGAGAUUGAGAUCUGCAACUGGGGCAAGUUCCUCAAUGAGUCUGCCUCCCAGCACAACUGGAUGGUGGCAGGACCUCUGUUUGAUAUCAAGGCUGAGCCAGGAGCUGUGGCCGCUGUGUACCUCCCUCACUUUGUGGCCCUCCAAGGGGGUCAUGUGGACACCUCCAUGUUCCGAGUGGCCCACUUUAAAGAGGAGGGGAUGCUCCUGGAGAUGCCAGCCAGAGUAGAGCCAUCUUCCACAGUCCUGGAAAACCCCAGCUUCUCCCCCAUGGGAGUCCUACUGAGAAUGGUCCACGCGGCCCUGCGCUUCAUCCCCAUCACCUCCACGGUGUUGCUCUACCAUCAUCUCCUUCCUGAGGAAGUCACCUUCCACCUCUACCUUAUCCCCAGUGACUGCUCCAUUCAGAAGGCCAUCGAUGAUGAAGAAAAGAAGUUCGAGUUUGUGCGACUAAACAAGCCACCCCCUCUGACUCCACUUUAUAUAGGCUCUCGCUAUGUCGUGUCUGGCUCAAAUAACCUGGAAAUGAUCCCGGAGGAACUGGAGCUCUGCUAUCGGAAUCCUGGACAAUCCCAGCUCUUCUCUGAAUUCUAUGUUGACCACCUGGGAUCAGGGAUCAGGCUGGAAAUGAAGGACAAGAAAGAUGGGAUUGUGGUGUGGAAGGCUUUGGUGAAACAAGAAGUCCAAGACCGCUUGCACUUUGUGGACUGGUAUCGGGAGCAGCUGGUGGCCCGCGUGACCUUGGUGGAUCCUGUCCUGGACAAGAUGCAUCGACACGUGCUAAGUGAGGAGCAGUGUGAGAGUGUACGCGCGGAGGCCACCAAGCCAGCCCAGAUGCGGAAGCUGUUUAGCUUCAGCCGGUCCUGGGACUGGGCCCGCAAAAAUCGAUUCUACCAAGCCCUGAGGGAGACCCAUCCGUACCUGAUCAUGGAACUGUGGGAGAAGUGGGGCAGUAUAGGGAACCAGGAGGUCUCCUGA